CUUCGCAUUCCAGCUUUGACUCCCGUAGUGGCCGGUGGCUGGCAGUGUUGGUUGGCUCGGUGACUGUGUGUGCCGUGUGUGAGUGUGCUAAGAUAUUACGAACACCGCGAUACCGACGGGUGAUUGAUUACCUGCUGGCACCAUGAAGACUUUAACGGUGGCGGUGUUGGUGGUUGCGGUGGGCGUCGCCAGAGGGAUGCCGAUCGAGCCUGAGCCGCGGCAGUUUGUUUACCAGCCAGGCUCCCCCUCCGUCAGGCUGUACCCGGUGCAUUUUGAACACUACCUCAAAGCUUCUCCCGGUCGACUCCCAAUGCUGAAGGAAGAUUCUCCCAUCAUGCAGGCUUUCCGGCCCAACAUGCUUCAGCCUAACAUGGAGAAAACUGAGACGCCGAGCACCGUGGGGGGACACAUGACCACACCACUGAUGCCUGAAACAAAACCAGUGAUUACCACCACCACUACCACCACCACCACAUCCACCACCACUACUACUACAGUCCCGCCCUCUGAGCCCAAGAAGGUUCCCAUGACAACUUUGGAACCGAUGGCUGAUAUGGAGGACGAGACAACACUGCAACCUGAGCCCAUGGCAGAGGUUGAGGCAGACUCUGUUCCUCAAGACCAAGGAACCACAGAGCCCAUCAUUGAGGAUGAGAUGAUGAUGGAAGACACCUUAGCAGUUGCCGAUGAUAAAGAGGAGCCAGUUAGUGCUACAGAGAUAAUGCCAAUGAUGGAAGGUGAGGAGGAGACUGCCACCGAGACCUUCCAAGAUGAGAAUGAGAUGGUGCACAACACGGAAAUUCAAGACGAUAUGACUGUGACAGAGCCUGAGCCUGAGAAUGAGGUGACAACAGAAUUCCCAAACCUGAGGGACCUUCCAGUGUUCUGAGUCACCACUGAUGACUAGAAACUAACGCCCUGAAGCCACGUGCCUCAAGCAACACCAGCUACAACACUAACCUCUGAACCAUGCCAAGCAACACACACCACACAACAGCAGUCAGCACACCAGAUCACCACUACACAAGCUGUCCUGUGCUGAAAGUUGUGUGUUGAUUUAUGAAAUGACAGUUAAAUUAAAUGGAGGUGAUUUGCUGGUGAUCCAAAACUGUGCCUGUGUUAUGUGUGUGAGAGAAAGAAUGGUUCAUAUAUGUACAUGUGUGUGUGUGUGUGUGUGUGUGUGUGUGUGUGUGUGUGUGUGUGUGAGAAAGACUGACUCUUGUAGGUAUGUUUGUGAGGUAGGGAUUGAGUCAUGUACAGACAGCUCCCUAUUUGAUGAAGGAUUCAUGUGUAAGGAAAAAUGUUUCAAUAAUGUGUCCGUUUGUGUAAUGUUUAUAUACAUAGUUAUAUGCCACACACAUACAUGGUGCUCCUCCUCUGUUCUCUACAACAGAGUGAUGAAUGUAUUAUUGUGUCUAAUACUCUUGAACCAUAAUGUUUUAUACAUUAUCCUCUAAACUCUUCCAUUCCUCCUCCUCUUCCUUCACUACAUCUUGCCAGGUUUGGCAAUACUGGAUCUGUUUUUUUUUAAUCAGCAAGAAGCACAAGACUGAAGCUGAACAUAUUUCUCAUUAAUUAAGACUGAAUGUGAUUUUAAAUGUGGAUAUAUGCAUGUGUAUGCCAUACACAAUGCACCAGGUCAAAAAGUAUGACAUACAGUAAUACAUCUUAAACAGGUAAUAAAAGCUCUUGAAUUAAUGCAUCAUAAUGAAAGUGUAUUGGAUAGCUAAGACCACACCAACCACUCUAAUCUCUUAAAAGUCAUCCUGAAAUAAGUAUAAUUGCAAAUAUACCAUUCAUUCCACUGACAGAUACAUACCAUGGUAGGCUCCCACAGGGCAGCUGCUGACCACCUUGCUAGAAUAUAGUUCAGAUGUAUUCUGGGAUGAAUGCAACAUCAACAUUCCCAGAUGACAGUGAUUUAAACCAUGGCUAUACAAUAAUAGAAAUAACUGGUGUUCAGUGGCUGGUUGAGCUGAAACACAGUGUCCCUGAACCAAAGCCAGCUGUCACCUAAUACUAUAGUUACCCAUAUCCAGGCUCACCAUGAACAAAUUGCUAAUGUCAUUGGUCAUACUUGUAUAUACCAUAUUAUAUUUUCUUACUCCAGCACCACUGUGGACUGUACAACAAUGUAGGCUGGGGAGGGAAGGGGGGACUAAAGGGGUAAUAAUGUAACAUUUUCUUUCCUUCUUACAAUAGAGGAAAUGGAAAAAAUAGAAAUAUUGUAUAUGUAAAUAAAAUAAGUAUCUAUA
Messenger RNA from Portunus trituberculatus (swimming crab), 2255 nucleotides. Its product is annotated as eukaryotic translation initiation factor 4 gamma-like. Lineage: Eukaryota; Metazoa; Arthropoda; Malacostraca; Decapoda; Portunidae. The transcript has 6 exons. The coding region runs from base 143 to 889 and encodes 248 amino acids. The record is from RefSeq and is a predicted model, not a curated record.